Aedes aegypti (yellow fever mosquito) is the source of this 4412-nucleotide messenger RNA. It is a transcript of the gene Sec24CD, whose product is annotated as protein transport protein Sec24C. Gene Ontology annotation, biological process: endoplasmic reticulum to Golgi vesicle-mediated transport; intracellular protein transport; COPII-coated vesicle cargo loading. Gene Ontology annotation, cellular component: COPII vesicle coat; endoplasmic reticulum exit site. The transcript has 10 exons. The record is from RefSeq and is a predicted model, not a curated record. NCBI's taxonomy places the organism in Eukaryota, Metazoa, Arthropoda, Insecta, Diptera, Culicidae. The coding region runs from base 984 to 3515 and encodes 843 amino acids. Gene Ontology annotation, molecular function: SNARE binding; zinc ion binding.
CCAGCGGAUGGCUGCGCUUGCGAAAGAUCGAGGAACAAAUUUGACACUGCUCCUCUGUUUUCUUGUACAUGUCUGACGUGGAAAUUGCAGCGAAAUCGUCUUGAAUUAACUGCUUUUUUACGGUAACUGCUGCAGAAUUAUGCUGUAAAAAGUGCUAUCUGGUGAAAAGAGUAUUCAAAGAUAGAGGAAAUUGUAGAAAAAGUUAAAUUAGUUGCUAACAAUGAAUCCGCAGUUGACACCAUACGGCCAGCCGCCUCAAGGCUGGCCACAACCGGGAGUAGGGCAAAUGCCUCCACCGCCAGUCAACGGAGCUCCACAGAAUUUGCCCAACCAAUUCCAAAAUAUGUCGAUCGGAGGUCCACCGAAACCCAACGUAAAUGGACCACCUUUCCCCCAAUCAACCAAUGGUUGGGCGCCCGCCAUCUGCCGCUGCUCCAGUUCCGGGACCAUUUCCAACCGGUCCCCAAUCUCAUCCUCCAUUGCAAAACGGUCCUUCAGCAGGGCCUCCAGUUAGGCCGCCGAUGCAGAAUUUCGGUUUGCCUAACGGGCAUCAACAGCCCUCGCCUAGCCAACCGGGAAUGCCUCCGAUGGGGCCUGGUGCCGUACCACCUCAACAACAGGCCACCAUACCACCUGCAGGUCCUCCGAGACCUGGCAGCCGAUGAUGCCCCCUAUGGGCCAGACAAUGCCUCCGAUGCCCGGAAUGCCGCCUAACGCUUAUCCACCGCAACAAGCUCAACAAUAUCAACAGCAACCUCCACAGCCGCCACAGCAGGCACCUAUCUCCCAAUAUCCUCCGCAACCCGGUCAACAACAGCCGCAGCAAUACCCUGGCCAACCAGGAUAUCCCGCAACCGGUGGAAUGCCCCCCAUGGCUCCAAAUGUGGCCGCACCCAACCAGUAUCCUCCGGUGGGCCCUCCAGGAAUGCCACCCACAAUGAACACUGGGAUGCCACCGAUGCCGAACACCGCCGCUGGGCCAAAUGUACCGGGAUAUCCGCCACAACCUGGUCAAAUGCCGCAAAUGCCCGGUGGACCGCAUAUGCCGCCGCCGCAUUCCGCGUGGUUAUAACCAACCACCGGCGCCGCAAGGCUUCCAGCAAAUGCCUGGCCAACAGUAUCAACCCCCUGCACCUGGCGGGACACCCCAUUAUCCGACGGGUGGUAUGGCUCCACCACCCCAGCAGAAGCGUCUCGAUCCAGAUAGCAUGCCAAACCCUAUUCAGGUUAUGAGCGAGAAUCAACGCUCCAACGGGGGUGUGUUUGCGACCAACCAAGCCGGAUUGGUUCCGCCGUUGGUGACCACCAAGUUUGUUACCCAGGAUCAGGGAAAUUCCGGUCCGCGCUUCAUUCGUUCAUCGAUGUACAGCGUCCCGGCCAAUACCGAUAUGAUGAAACAGAGUGCAGUUCCAUUCUCUCUAAUUGUAUCCCCAUUUGCUCGAACUGCUGAGAACGAACUCGCUCCACCGAUCGUAAACUUUGGAGAACUGGGCCCAAUCCGGUGCAUUCGUUGCAAAGCAUACAUGUGUCCUUUUAUGCAGUUCAUCGAUGGUGGACGUCGUUUCCAGUGCUUGUUCUGUAAGGCAACCACUGACGUUCCAGCGGAGUACUUCCAACAUCUGGACCACACCGGCCAACGUAUGGACAAAUACGAACGUCCGGAGUUGGUCCUUGGUACGUACGAAUUUGUCGCUACCAAGGAUUACUGUAGGAACAAUACUCCUCCGAAACCGCCGGCAAUGGUAUUUGUAAUAGAUGUUUCCUACAACAACGUCAAGUCUGGAUUAGUCCAGUUGCUCUGCUCCGAAAUGAAAAACAUCAUUCGCAACUUGCCCGUCGAUGAAGGUCAGGAGAAAACCGCUAUGAAAGUGGGAUUCAUUACCUAUAACAAUUCGGUUCAUUUUUACAAUAUCAAGAGCUCCUUGGCUCAACCGCAGAUGAUGGUCGUCGGAGAUGUUCAGGAAAUGUUCAUGCCUCUACUCGAUGGCUUUUUGGUCGAUCCGGAAGAAUCCAGCGCGGUCAUCGAUUCCCUGAUGGAUCAAAUCCCGAAGAUGUUCGGCGAGACCCGCGAAACGGAGACUAUCCUGCUGCCGGCUCUCCAAGCCGGUCUGGAAGCAUUGAAGGCUUCCGAGUGUGCCGGAAAGUUGUACGUGUUCCACUCGUCUCUGCCGACCUCGGAGGCACCCGGUAAACUCAAGUCGCGCGACGAUCGCAAACUGCUGGGAACGGACAAGGAGAAGACGGUUUUGACUCCUCAGUCGACCGUGUACAAUAUGCUUGGCCAGGAAUGUGUGGGAUCGGGUGUGUCGGUAGAUCUUUUUAUUUUCAACAAUUCAUACAUUGAUCUGGCCACGAUCGGCCAGGUAGCUCGCUUGACCGGUGGAGAGAUUUAUAAAUACACGUACUUCCAGGCUGAUAUUGAUGGCCAUCGGCUGGUGAAUGAUUUGAUUAAAAACAUUUCGAGGCCGAUCGCAUUUGAUACCGUGAUGCGCGUACGCACUUCCACUGGUAUCAGGCCAACUGAUUUCUUUGGACACUUCUUCAUGUCUAAUACCACGGAUAUGGAAAUCGCCAGUAUUGAUUGUGACAAAGCAGUUGCCAUCGAGGUAAAGCAUGACGACAAGUUGUCCGACGAAAACGUUUUCAUACAGGUGGCACUGCUGUACACAUCUUGCUCCGGACAACGUCGUUUGCGUAUUCUGAAUCUUAGCCUCAAGACGUGCACUCAGCUGGCAGAUCUGUUCCGUAGCUGCGAUUUGGAUACAACGAUUCUGUUCUUCGCCAAGCAAGGCCUGUUCAAGCUUCUGGAGAACAAUCCGAAAGCAAUCAAGGAUUCGUUGAUCAACCGGGCAGCGCAGAUAUUGGCGUGCUACCGUAAAAACUGUGCAUCGCCGACGUCGGCCGGUCAGUUGAUAUUGCCGGAGUGCAUGAAACUACUGCCACUGUACAUUUCAUGCCUGCUGAAGAACGAUGCCUUCUCUGGAGGUUCAGAUCUGACCUUAGAUGACCGAUCGUACUCGAUCUAUUUCGUGAUGAGCAUGGAUCUGCCAACGUCGGUGCAGUUCUUCUAUCCACGCUUGAUGCCGAUACACGAUGUUCAGGUGGAUGACACGGACGUUCCGGCCGCCAUUCGAUGCACAGCGGACAAAAUGAUGGAGGAUGGUGCUUACAUCUUGGAGAACGGUGUUCACAUGUUCAUGUGGCUGGGUUUGGGCCUGAGCCCAGAGUUCACACAGUCGGUGUUCGGGGCGCAGUGUACGCAGCAGAUCGACACAGAUCGUACGGGUUUACCAGUAUUCGACAAUCCACUUUCCAAGCGGGUGCGUGGAAUUGUCGACAGCAUACAACACGAAAAACAUCGAUGCAUGCGGCUCACAUUGGUACGACAGCGUGACAAGAUGGAAAAUGUACUGCGUCACUUCCUGGUAGAGGAUCGCGGUAUUACGGACGGUUCGGCCAGUUAUGUAGACUUCCUCUGUCACAUGCACAAAGAGAUUCGAACGCUACUGAGCUAGCUGGAUUGCAAUGGGAACAGUUUCAGUAGUCGCUUUAGAUUCACUAACAACAACAGCAACAACCACAGUAAUCACACUACACCGUCAACGAUCAGCAACCAGUAUAUCAACAAUAGUUCGCAAUUUCAACGCCAGGUGCAGCAGCAUAGCAGUGAGAUUAAUGGAAACAUCCAGCCCGCGCAAUAUGGGCAAUGUCCGCACCGGCCGCCAAGUGACGAUGGUGAUGAUUACGAGAACGAUACCAUCGAGGAAGAAGAUGAGGAAGAAGCGGAAGAGAGCGGCCCGGUUCCUACGAGGCCUCAGCAUCAACAAUAUUACCAUCAGCACCAGAACACGAUGGCCUCGCCCGGCAGAAGCAUCUCACAAAAUCGUACCAGAGCAUUGCGAUACCGUAAAGCAUUCAUGGGAAAGUGGUAAUAGUUUUAGAUGUUUUUCUUAUACAAUUAUUAUUUUAAACAUAUUACGAUUAUUUUUCCAAUUUAGUAGAUACUAUCCAUAUAUUGAAUGAUGAAAAACAUGUGAAAACUUCAAAACUAGCCGGGUGUUUUGCUUAGAUGUUUUACAGUGAACGUAAAGUGAAUCAAUUAACUUAAACAUAUAAACAUAACUACCUUACUUGUUGACUACAGGUAAAACACGUCUACGAACAAGAACUACUAUUAUACAAAACAAAAGUUGCAACUAUUGAAUGCGAACAGAGAAAUUGUGAAUUUCACUUGUGUUAGUGUAAUGGGUUUAGGAAAGAAUUAAAUGACAUAAGCGGAGAAUGCAGAUAAAAACAACGCGAAGAGAGACCUUUAUUAAUAUAUUUGAGUAAACGUGAAUAAACAAUAUACCCUCAAUCGGAUUACACACAAAAUAGCAAAAAAUAUACGGAAAUAUUAUUAUCAUUGCAAA